Molecule: messenger RNA, 860 nt
Organism: Diorhabda sublineata
Lineage: Eukaryota; Metazoa; Arthropoda; Insecta; Coleoptera; Chrysomelidae
Product: SOSS complex subunit B homolog
Exons: 2
Coding region: 147-767 (206 amino acids)
Biological process (GO): response to ionizing radiation; double-strand break repair via homologous recombination; mitotic cell cycle checkpoint signaling
Cellular component (GO): SOSS complex
Molecular function (GO): DNA binding
Source: RefSeq, a predicted model, not a curated record
AAAGAUUCCUACCAACAUUAUAAAUCUAUAAGAUUUAUUGUAUCACAUUAAGGAGGGUUCUUUUUGUUGUGUUUUAUUUUAAAUUUGAGCAUAUAAGCUCAACUUUUCGUUAUUAUAAUAAAUAUACCGUGUUCAACAUUAUUACUAUGGAAAAUAACUACCUUCAAAUAAAGGACUUGCGUCCUGGAUUAAAAAAUGUAAAUGUAGUGUUUAUAGUAUUAGAAAUCGGCCAUCCUACGUUAACGAAAGAAAACCGCGAAGUUCGAACUUUUAAAGUGGCUGAUCAAAGUGCUUGUAUAAAUGCUAGUAUUUGGGAUGAAGCUGGUCAAUUACUCGUUCCAGGUGAUAUAGUCAGAUUAACUAAAGGAUAUGUGUCUGUGUGGAGAAGCUGUCUAACAUUAUAUACUUCCAAAGGAGGGGACUUACAAAAAAUAGGGGAAUUUUGUAUGGUUUUCAAUGAACAAUUGAAUAUGAGUGAACCUAAUCAACUGCCCCCUGUACCUCAAAAUAGCUUACCUAUGAAUAAUGGUACAAAUAAUGUAGCUGGAAGAAUUAAUACUGGACCAUCGCAACCUCCUCCUACUACUACAACUGUUCCACAAAUUAUUCCUCCCCUACAGCAUAACAAUGUUGCAGGACAAGUAAAACCAUCAAAUAGUAGUAAUCCAGCACCACGCACCACUGGAAAUGGACCACCUCCUGACAAUCAAAAAAGGCAAAGGGGACAAAGAGGAGGACAACAUAGGACGAGACCAAAUAGAUCAUAAUAAAUUUCAGGUUUCGGAUGAGCAUUGUGAUAGGUUUCUAGAUCAUAAAACUGUAAUUUGUAAAUAAAGUAAAUAUAAGUAUUUUUUUACCUA